AAAAAUGAAAAAUAGUUUUGUUAGUAGUUAAAAUGUCAUCCAUCGAUUUAUUCAAACAAGCAGAAAAUUUAAAACUAGCAUGCAAUGAUACAACUAAAGGACCAAAUGAAGUUUGGAAAUCAAGGCAGCUACUCCAGGAAAUCUAUCAGACUCUCCUAACUACAGAUUUAGAAUUUGCCUUGGAUAAAAAAGUUGAACAAGACUUAUGGAAGUAUACAUUCAAGAAGCAGAUUUCAUCAUUGCAAUGUCAGGGCAAGGAUAACAAGCAAGGGAAUUUAAGGAAGGGUGAAGUACAAGCAGGUUUGAACUUGUUCCUCAAGGCAGCCAGUGGAUUUUAUUUGCAGUUGUUGCAGGAGUUGACAUGUUGGUGGAAGAUGGACACUCCAUUCAACAAGCAGCCAUACUGCAUUGGCAUCAUAAAAGAGUACCCACCAAUAAGGACUAGUAAGAAGUUUGCCCACCUCAAUUCCUACAUGUACAUUUGUCAGGAUUGUUUGGUCCAUCUUGGAGACAUCUCGAGGUACAGGGACUUGAUUGACCAGGCCCAGUUCUACUACAAACAUGCUGCUAGAUUGGCGCCCUUCAAUGGCCAGCCGUACAAUCAGUUGGCCAUCUUGGAGGUUCAACGCGGCAACAAGCUGUCGGCUGUUUUCUAUCACAUGAGAGGUCUUGCCCUUAUACAUCCAUUUCCUGUUUCAGAGGUCAACCUGAUGAAGUUCUUCAACAAAAUAUCAAAGGACAGCUACGAAAGCAGGCAGAAGCUGGCCAGCAACGAGUGGAUUUCCUUCUUUCUGCAGUUCCACGCAACGAUUUUUCUUAAUUUGGAUUUGAACAAAUCAGAGAUUCGACUGAAUAAAAUUCUCUCAACAUUCAACAACAACCUCGAAUCAACAUCGGGAUUCUCAGGCCUGCAACUCAUUCAGAUAUGUGCCAUCAACUUCUACCAAUGUUACUGCCUGGCAAAGAGGGUAGCAACAAAAUCUAACGAUAAGAAGAAUGCAUUCAACAUUAACCAAUCAGGUGACAGCAAGAAGGUAAGCGAUGUCACUGGAAGGUCUGGUUGCGAGACCGAUGUCACUGGAAGAUCUGGUUGCCAGGAUCAUCUCGUUGGCAAUGACGGAGAUGAAAGCAGAACUUUGAAAGUUUUGCUCUCUGAGGAUGCACGAGGCUGUAGUGGAAGCACUGAUGGUGAAGUCAGAAGUAACCGUUGGGGUCUGGAAGGAGAGGUGGAGGACAUGAUUGAUGACAGUUUUGUUUUUGAUGAGGUACGAAACAUUCCUCACCAUGGUGAUCAUUUAGAUUCAACUGCGCAUAAGGAACGUUGUGUUGAUGCGAGAGAUGUGCAGUACAAAAAGCAGUUGAUCAUGGUGACGGAUUUGACAGUUGCAAUAUUGAAUCAAAUGCUCGAGAAGUGCUGUGAAGCUGCAACUACAAAUGAACAGAAUGGCUGCAGUGAAUUCAACGACUUCGCACUUGAAACAGUUUUUCCCUCUGUUAAGUCGUGUCUUGAAUGGCUGGUCAUCAACCUUGAAAUGUUGCACGACUGCACCAACGUGCAGACUGUUGGACUCUGGUCUGCAAACUGUUGAACAAGUUGCUAGCCUAUAGAAACAUACAGCGUCAACGUUUGUCGAUCAAUUCAAAUGGAGAACAUUAUAGAAGCAUUCCAUUAGGCGAGGAUUAUGAUCUCUCACAUUUCCUGCCUCUGUCCAAGGCUCAGAAAAACCUGGACCUCUUCACCCGAUUCCCACAAAUGCUGGCUGCAGAGGAACUCUCAUUUGUCAGGGUUCAGAGAAUGCUUAAUGCCGGAAUACAGCUUUCAAAAUUUCUUUCAAAGUUGAGCCAGUCCAAGGACCUCAUAGCGUAUAGUUUGCAGGUGGGAUACUCGGAAUCUGGCCACGUAGUAUCUUUUACAACCAACGCACAGAGCCAAGCAGUUCCCGAGCAGUCGACACCUUUCACGACGCCAACAUCAGCCGCUCUGCCAAAAGUUUAUUCUGAAAGAAGACAUACCAGGACCAAUGUUGCUAUGCAGGCCAUCUUGAGCAAGACGAUCAGCCAGGACUGUGCUCUCCAACCUGCUGACCAAUCACAAGAGACUACAUCCCUUGCGCUCUCAAGUAGAUCAGAGACAAUAGAAAACGAUCUCAAUGCGUCGAACCAUAAAACAAGAAGCAAGAAAUAUCUCAAAGUGGAUUUCAACAACUAGUUGAAAUAAACAGUCGCUCACAUUUUCAUACCCGUGGAUGUCGAAUUGUCAGCAACUUAAGUACGAAGCAACUGUUCCUUCCUGAAAUUUUCCUUCAUUCCAUAGUUGUGCAGAAGUGUUUGAAACUGUUUACUUGUUUGUUUAAUUUUAACUGAGCCAUAAUUACUUGCAAGCUGUAUACGUAUUCUGCUGAUAACUGUACAAAAGUUUACCGCGCAGGUUAACUUUCGCUAUAAAUUCAGGGUUAUCUGUAGGAUGCCGUUGAAAUUCUAACAAACCAAACCAUCUUUUUACUUGCUUUUAAUUGGUUUUUGAAGUUUUCUCUGCAAUAUUUACAAUUCAUUGCAUUUCUCUUCUCAACUUGCAAGUUGACGCUCAAGAUUGCUUGCCAUAUUUGCUUAUCGGCUGCAAUGAUAUUUUUCAUUAAGGGAUAUUUUAUAUUGAAUAAAAUCUUGUGAGUUAAAAUUUCAUGUUAGCACAUUUAGUACGUGAAAAAAUCGUGUGAUCUGGAAUUAGAACGUUUUUGCUUCUUUUUCAUUGUACUAAAGAUGUUAAUCUCUUUAUAUUUCUAGGAUCAAUUUUUGUACAACUUUGAAGACAUUUCUGCACAUCAACACAAGAUUUGGACCCAGUAUAAAAAAACUUCAUUUUUUUUCUUUUGACAAAAUCUAGGUGUCACCGACUUAAUGACCAGAAACAACUUAUAAGCCACUUGUUGUAAAAGAAUGGAGCAAUGUUGUUCACCUUAUCGUGAGAUUCAUCGGCGGCAGGUUUCCGAAUUAAGUUGAACCUAGACCGACCAUGAAAUACUUUUUUCACGAUUCAAAACCAUCAGACUAAUUUCUGUCUUUAUUUUAUUUUUUGAUUAUGACCUGAUUAAUUUGUAUCUGUUUGAUGAGAAAUUUAUUAUGAAAAAAAAUUUAAUUCUAUCUCUGAGUUUAAUAAUAAAUUUGUAUUCGUUCG
Helobdella robusta is the source of this 3172-nucleotide messenger RNA. RefSeq lists its product as hypothetical. Gene Ontology annotation, cellular component: telomerase holoenzyme complex. Gene Ontology annotation, biological process: nuclear-transcribed mRNA catabolic process, nonsense-mediated decay. The transcript is spliced from 20 exons. The record is from RefSeq and is a predicted model, not a curated record. NCBI's taxonomy places the organism in Eukaryota, Metazoa, Annelida, Clitellata, Rhynchobdellida, Glossiphoniidae. The coding region runs from base 33 to 1589 and encodes 518 amino acids. Gene Ontology annotation, molecular function: telomerase RNA binding; protein binding; telomeric repeat DNA binding.